Chilo suppressalis (striped riceborer) is the source of this 4933-nucleotide messenger RNA. Lineage: Eukaryota; Metazoa; Arthropoda; Insecta; Lepidoptera; Crambidae. The record is from the annotation of a GenBank genome assembly.
GCUAUAAUGCUGUAAUUGGAAAGCUACCAUAGAUACCCAAAGGCACUAAUGUAUGAAACCGAUACCUAUUAAACUAUUACCUAAUAAUCGGUUUUUAAAUGUGAACCGUUUUUAGGUUUGUAUGAAACCGGUUGACAUCACUAUCAUGGUCUGUGUUUUCUUUUCUUUCCAGCAAGGCAGGAGUGCGCAAAUAAUCCUAAAUUAUAAUCUAUCGAUUAAAAAUUUUUGAAAUUUAAUUACAGCGUAGCAUACCAUUUCAAAGUUAUACUAAGAAAUACGAACAGCAAAAAUGAAUGAACUGAAAUGCUUGGAACAUCCUACAUUGAAGGUUCCAUAUGAAGUUUUCAAUAAGCGUUACCGUAACGCCCAGCGUGUGUUGGACGUUGAGGCACGGCAAGUGGCCAGUGCCAGUGGGGAGAUAGAUACUGCUACCAAAAAUACUGCUGUCACCACCGGGGAGAUAGACACACUGCUGGGAGGAAUGGUUGAGAAACUAACCACAAUGAAACGAAAAGCUUCUGAAGCUAUAAACGAAGAGUUGCAGGCUGCGUAUGUGUGCAAGAAGCGUUUGGAACACUUGAAGGAGCAAGCCACCGUACUCAACGAACCCAGCACACCACAAACCAGAGUAAGUGCUCCAAUGCAUAGAGACUACUUCCUCAGGAAUGGUUACUACGAGUCUGCGAACAAGCUGGCAGACGCGCGAUCUCUGAGGGAGCUUACUAAUGUCGAUAUUUACGCGGCCGCAGCCGAAGUGGAGGCAGAAUUAUGCCAGCAGCGGACGGCUCGAUGCCUCCAAUGGUGUGCUGAUAACAAGUCUAAACUGAGGAAACUUAACUCCAGCAUGGAGUUCAAGAUACGGAUACAGCUCACUCAGUGCUACAAGGAGAGCACUAAAGUAUCAGCGUGUCCAGUAUGCCAACCGCCUCUGAACCGCUUGGCAAGAGCUUUGCCUCACGCGCACUGUUCGCACUCGCGCCUCGUGUGCCGCAUCACCAACCAACCCCUCAACGAGCACAACCAGCCCAUGGUGCUGCCCAAUGGACAAGUCUACGGGGAGAAGCGUCCAGAUUGGUCUUUAAUGCCGGCGACUCUGAACCGCUUGGAAAGAGCUUUGCCUCACGCGCACUGUUCGACCUCGCGCCUCGUGUACCGCAUCACCAAACAACCCAUCAACGAGCACAACCAGCCCAUGGUGCUGCCCAAUGGACAAGUCUACGGGGAGAAGGUCAACGGGAAGAAGAUAAACGUCUUUAGUCGGCUGCCUACUGCACAAGUCUACGGGGAGAAGGCAAUCAAGGAGAUGGUCAAACUUGGCUCCAUCGUUUGUCCAAAGACAAAGGAGGUGUUCUCCUUGAAGAGCGUCGAGAAAGUUUACGUCAUGUGAACCAUAAUCUAUGUAAAUAUAAUAUACUCUAUAUGCUUAUUAUUAGUAAGGGUACGCACUCUGUUUAUUAACACUGAUAUUACAUUGUGAUCGUUCGAAACAAUGUGACUAAUAUUAAAUCAAAUCACAUGAGUAAUUAAGGCGCAGAGAUAAAGCUUCAUACAAGAGGGUAUUAUAAAAAUAUAUUUUAAAAAAUCUGUCAAUUGUUAGCAUCUGUAUUUAGGACGAAUAUAGACAGAGGUUUUUACUAUUUUUACAUUAAAAAAUAUUGGUAAUUCUACUUAAAAUACCACGAAAAAGAAAAUAGUUUUUUAUAUAUUGUCUCAUGACCGAAAACGCCUGAGAUUGUGGCGGAACCUAAAAUGAUGUCACACAAAGGUAAACUUCCGGUCAAAGCGACAUCCUAAAAAAUGCGUUAUAUUUCUUGCUAUUUUAUAUACCCAGAUAAUAGGGAUGAUGACUAUUUUUUUUUCUUCGUUUAUCAGGUACAUUAUGAAAAAGUAUUAGACACGUAUUUUUUCUUUUUUCACAUAAUAUAAACAUUGCAGAGAUAUAUUGAUUUGAAAAUUUGCAUGACGUCACGAUUUACAAAUAAACAAGUACAAUUUUCACUCAAAAGUGACGUCAAGAGCCCCUACUCCCAAACUUUGACGCGCUAUAUCUUUGUCAUUUUUUGGUUGAUUGCCCAAAGAAAAAUUCGUGUCCAUUAUUUUUUGAUCACCUAACUGACGGACUAAAUAGAAUUUCGUUUACUGUACCCCGUCAUCACCCCUAUUGUGAUAAUACAGGCUUUCAUAUUUUAAAAAGAUUCGCACGAAAAAAAUGAUCUGUAAACUAAUAAACUUAACCUGAAGAUGUGUUAAUAGAAUUAUUUAAAAUUAACUUUGUCGUCAGUUCUACCCGCUACAGUUAAUCGAUUUUUGAGUUACAGAGAUCCAUAUUUUCUGUGGUGUCCAUAUUAUUCAAUCAGCUUUACCGUAGUAUUUUUUGUUUGGUCCUAACUUCAUUAUCUAGCUAGAAAAUGGCAUUUUUAUCCAAGUCCCCGGCGGGUGAGACCGGUUUUCAUAACGCGCGCUACUUUCGGACUGUUAAGGGGUAUGCGGGUGACGACUCUCGAAAAGCCUGUGCUUUUGCGACUAUAUAGAAUGUUGACAAUUCGAAGAGGGUAGUUUUUUAAUAAUAUAUUUUGUGUCCAUAAACACUAAUAACGGGACUUUUUGGCGGGAUCCGGAAGCGUCACUUUAGCAGUUUUGUUUUUCUUGUUAAAAAUUGUGUAGUGGCGGAUGUUAGUGUCUAAUAAUGGUGGAUUAUUAACCACUAAGUGUUCGGGAACAUGCACAAGUGUUGGCAAGUGAAACAAAAUAGCGGAAAGUGUCUUUCGACGUUCCCUCAAGAAGUCCACAGGGAGGUUCCAGUAAAUCCCCUUUACAUUUACUGAAACAUAGGGAAAGGGCGUUUGACUUGACUGCCACUUACUUUGACUUUAUUUAUUACCUACUUUGACCACGAGUGCUAUAGAAUUUGUAAGCAUUUUAACGCUUGACGUUGGCUAAAUGCACAGGCCGUGCGAAGCCAUUUAGAAAAAUAAAACACUAAUAACGUAACGUUGUCGAAUACCCUAUUGCGUGUGUGUGUGAGUACUGGCGUAUGACGUGUAAAGCUGUGCAUUAUUUGCUCAUGUGAUUAAUAGUUGAGGGUAGUUGGUGAAUCUAACUUCCAUGUGACUUAAUAUUUUAGAGGUGGUUGCAAAAUCAUACAUAACGCGAUUUAGUACGUGAUGAAGAAUAAAUAAGAUUGAUAAUUCUCUUGUUGAAUAACGUUCAACCGAAUGUGCCAAUAAACAGAGUAUGUUAUCCAAAAUAGCUUUUAAGAUCUGCCAUUGUGUUUUUAAAGUGAGUGAUUGUUUUCUUUUCGUACCCACUGUUAAAGCGGUGUACUGUAUUUAUUUAAUUUUUUUAUUUUAGUGACUUCACGAUUUUAGACGAAAUGAAAUGAGAUCUCGCCCAAUAUGUAUCUUACAGCUCAUUCACAUUGAAAGCGCGGUCGUACUUUGUAGGUACCAACCUAUUAUUAUGUACAAAAAUUAAGAUAUCGUUCGCAGGAGCUCUUUUUCUCGUCUUUAUUAACACUUCGAAUCAACUAUGAUUUUUCUUGUUUGUUCGUGUUCGCAUUCACACCUUAGCCUUUUCUUAUCGGGCGACGCAUCCUUUGGACGUAUGUAUCAAAAUUCAAAACGCCUAACGGGAUAUAGACGCGCGUAAAAAGGUGCUCCUGUGAAAAAUAAGUUUUGGUUCUCCGCGCUUUCUACGUCGAGUACGGUUAGCAAAUCCGUCCUCAGAUAAUAUUUAUUGGGCAAGGUCUAGUAUAACGGUAUUACUCUAAAAUUGUAGUGUUUUAUUUCUUUUCCAGUAAUUAUCUAGUACCUACAUUUUAAAGGUUUUUAUUGAUUUAUCGGCUUUUAUGAAUAUAAAAAAGUGUUGUGAGUUACACAUAGGAUUCUUAAGCGUUUGAGUCACACGAUAUUAUGUAAGUUUGAUUCGCUUUGAUUUAGGGCUUAUUUUCAUGUACUGCCAUACAAUUUUUCGCAUGUAGAGAAAUGAGAAAUUGGACUCUAAAUUAACCAGUGUUCAAAUGUUGAUUAAUGCAGUGCUAUUCUGUAAAUUUCAAUUUCACUUCGUAUCUUCAAUUAAAAAAAUUAGCCUGGGCAAUCACUUUUUAAUGUUAUUGCAAUGCAAAAUCUGUAAUAUGCUGUGAUUUCAACUGUAAGUGUUUUAAAUCUAUUAAUUUGAAGAUGUUUCAAGUUAAAAAUACUUUGCUGUAUCCAGUUUUGUGUCUGUUUAUAGAGUAGAUUUACUUCAUAUCUGCUAAGUUCCCUGGGGCACACAUCAAGUUUAUUUUCUUCUUACUUCUUUCUUAAAGUUGUUACCAGUGCCGUCUUUGAACUGUUGGAGGUGUUGGAGGCCCUGAGCAUAUUAGGAUAAUGAGGCCCCAAUACCCCCGUUUGGUGAUUUAACAGGAACUUUGUAUUUGAUCUGAGGAAAUCGAUCGAUCACGGGGCCCUGGGCACUUGCCCAAAGUGCCCACUGGGAAAGAGGGGUCCGGUUGUUACAAUGUGCUUAUUAAAUUGAAUUGGCGAUACGAAGUUCGAAUGAUUUCGGUUAAUCCCAAGAAUAUAUUUUUAUAUGAAGCCAAUGUUAAUGAAAUAUGCCACAUAAUAGUUUUCCAUCGAUCUCUCUCUCUCUCGAAAAGCUGUGCCUUUGGGACUAUACAGAACGUUGACAAUUCGAAGAGGAUAGUUAUUUAUUGAUUGAUUUUGUAAUAGUGUAGACUGAAUUAUAUGAUGUUGAAUUUUGCAGAUUGCAGAAUAGCAAAGUAUAUUUGUAUUUUAUGUGUUAAAUAUCUACCUUUUUACUAUUUUGAGACCUAAUCGUGUAUGUACUGUACUUUAAUAUGAAUAAUAUACGCAACUUGUUUAAGCAAUGUGGAAUCUCAUUGUAUCAUACCCACGACCACGUGAAAUUGAGAAAUAUAUGCAAAUCGAAAUGA